Messenger RNA from Zychaea mexicana, 783 nucleotides. Its product is annotated as Tricarboxylate/iron carrier. Gene Ontology annotation, biological process: mitochondrial transmembrane transport; monoatomic ion transport. Gene Ontology annotation, cellular component: mitochondrial inner membrane. The transcript is spliced from 7 exons. The coding region runs from base 1 to 783 and encodes 260 amino acids. Lineage: Eukaryota; Fungi; Mucoromycota; Mucoromycetes; Mucorales; Lichtheimiaceae. The record is from RefSeq and is a predicted model, not a curated record. Gene Ontology annotation, molecular function: monoatomic ion transmembrane transporter activity.
AUGUCGAUCGAUUUGAUGGUUGAUUCAACCCUUCAUCCCGAUACUGGCGAGCCAAUUUUGCUUCCUUUCCGCAUGUCUUGUUUUGUCCCAACGAACAUGGUUCUCGUUCUUGGUAUGCUUACGCCCAACCCUACGAUCAAGACUACCAUCUUCUGGCAAUGGGCUAACCAGAGUGUCAACGUUGCUUUCAACUCUGCCAAUGCCAACAAGUCGACGCCCAUGAACUGGAGCGAAACAGCUGUUGCCUAUGUAUCUGCUGUGACAACAUCCUGUGCAAUCGCUGUUGGUUUGAACCAAGCUGUGCCACGAUUGAAUAUUGCGGCAUCCACCAAACGUAUGCUCAUGAAGUUGGUUCCUUUCACCGCCGUCGCAGCUGCAGGAACUGUCAAUGUGUUUUUGAUGCGCGGCAAAGAAAUCACUCAAGGUAUCGAUGUAUACGAUGAAAACGAUGAGUGCGUGGGCAAAUCAAAGAAAGCAGGUCUUGCCGCUGUUUCUCAGGUUGCUUUGUCGCGUAUCUUGACAAACGCCCCUACAUUGGUUGUCCCACCCUUGAUCAUGGAUCACUUGGCCCAGAAGCCAUUCUUCCAGACUAACCCCAAGGCCUUGCUUCCUCUCAACGUUGGUUUGAUUGCAUUGAGUAUGUUCACCUCUUUGCCUCUGGCCAUCGCCACCUUCCCACAGAUCUCGUCCCUUGAUACUUCUUCCAUGGAAAAGGAAUUCCAGAACUUGAAAGAUGAUAAUGGAAAGCCUAUUAGUCGCCUUUACUACAACAAGGGUUUAUAG